AAAAACUUGUGAAAUAUUUGGAUCCCAACGACCUGGGGAGAAUCAACUUCAAGGACUUUUGCCGGGGGGUGUUCGCCAUGAAAGGCUGUGAGGAGCUGCUGAAGGACGUGCUGUCCAUGGAGAGUGUAGGGACCCUGCCCUGCGCCCCGGAGAUCCCAGACUGUGUGGAGCAGGGCAGUGAGGUGCCAGGCUCCACCUUUGCUGAUGGCGAGCUGCUCCCCAGGGAGCCUGGCUUCUUUCCUGAGGAUGAGGAGGAGGCUAUGACACUGGCCCCGCCCGAGGGUCCCCCAGAGUCCGACAUGGACAGCCCCAUGGAGAGCACCCAGAGCCUGGAGGGGUCAGUCGGGAGCCCUGCCGAGGAGAAGGACGGGGGUCUCGGGGGCCUGUUCCUGCCAGAGGACAAGUCCCAGGGCCACACGCCAUCCAUGACGACGUCAGACCUCUCCACACAUUCCACCACCUCGCUCAUCAGCAACGAGGAGCAGUUUGAAGACUACGGAGAGGGGGAUGACGUGGACUGUGCCCCCAGCAGCCCCUGCCCCGACGACGAGACCAGGACCAACGUCUACUCGGACCUGGGGUCUUCCGUGUCUUCCAGUGCUGGGCAGACACCUAGGAAAAUGCGGCACGCGUACAACAGCGAAUUGCUGGAUGUCUACUGCUCUCAGUGCUGCAAGAAAAUCAACCUGCUGAAUGACUUGGAAGCCCGACUAAAAAACCUGAAGGCCAACAGCCCCAACCGAAAGAUUUCUAGCACAGCCUUUGGACGGCAGCUCAUGCACAGCAGCAACUUCAGCAGCAGCAACGGCAGCACUGAGGAUCUGUUCCGGGACAGCAUUGACUCCUGUGACAAUGACAUCACGGAAAAGGUGAGCUUCCUGGAGAAAAAGGUGACAGAACUGGAGAAUGACAGCCUGACCAAUGGGGACCUGAAGAGCAAGCUGAAGCAGGAGAACACCCAGCUGGUGCACAGGGUGCACGAGCUGGAGGAGAUGGUGAAGGAUCAGGAGACAACGGCCGAGCAGGCCCUGGAGGAGGAGGCACGGCGACACCGCGAGGCCUACAGCAAGCUGGAGAGGGAGAAGAGCACCGAGAUCGAGCUGUUGCACACCAGGGUGCAGCAACUAGAGGAAGAAAAUACAGAGCUUAGAACAACAGUGACUCGGCUCAAAUCGCAGACAGAGAAACUGGAUGAGGAGCGGCAGCGCAUGUCCGACCGGCUGGAGGACACCAGCCUGCGGCUUAAGGAUGAGACGGACCUGUACAAGCGCGUGAUGGACAAGCUGCGGCAGAACCGCCUUGAGUUCCAGAAGGAGCGGGAGGCGACGCAGGAGCUCAUCGAGGACCUGCGGAAGGAGCUGGAGCACCUGCAGAUGUACAAGCUGGACUGCGAGCGGCCGGGCAGGGGCCGCAGCUCGUCCUCCGGCCUGGGCGAGUUCAACGCCAGGGCCCGCGAGGUGGAGCUGGAGCACGAGAUCAAGCGGCUUAAGCAGGAGAAUCAUAAGCUGCGGGAUCAAAACGAUGACUUGAAUGGACAGAUCUUGAGCCUCAGCCUCUACGAAGCAAAGAACCUCUUUGCCACCCAGACCAAAGCCCAGUCUCUGGCUGCGGAAAUAGACACAGCCUCGCGUGAUGAGCUCAUGGAAGCCCUCAAGGAGCAGGAGGAAAUCAACUUCCGGCUACGGCAGUACAUGGACAAGAUCAUCCUCGCCAUCCUGGACCACAACCCCUCCAUCCUUGAGAUCAAACACUGAGACAAGGGAACUGGCUGCAGAACGGCCUUGGGACCCCAUGACCCCAGGACGAAAGGGCAGACCCUGCCUGAGGAUGCAACCCCGGCCAGGCCUCAGACACACACUGUAAAUGUAUCUCUGGCCACCAUGUAAUGUGUACUGGCGUGGAUGUGGGGACACCGUGUGCACAGCAGGGGGUGAGCGUGGGGCCAUGUGUGGGGUGAGCGCCGUUAGCUGUUCGUGCACUUUGUGGUCCCUUUGCAGGGGCAGGGGAUCCUGGAGGUUGUGGGGGGCAAGGUCUGCAAUCAGGAGUUACUGUAAUAACAAGAACUGGAAGCUUGUGUUUCAAAUACUGGAUAAAGUGAUUCUACCUCUGGGGAUGAAGUUUAAGAAACACUCUAGGGAGACCGGCUCCCUCUCCCCACCCCGUUCCUUCUGGAAGCAGGAGCAAAAUUGUGACCUUUUCCAGGAGUUCAAAUGCCCAACAGCUGUGGCCACCCUUUGAAGUCCAGGUGCUCGAGCUCAGAGAGAAGGAAGGGGCAUUUAGGGGGAACGUGAGGCGGGACCCCCACCAGUCCCCUCCCCGGCCGGCAGCCCCCAGGAUGCUUUUGCGCCAUGUGUCCAAAGGACUUGGGCUCGCCGCGGAGCCACCUUCACUCUGAGUUCUUGGCAUUUUUGGAGUCCUCUGUGCACUUCCCCUUCCCUGCUUACCUACCUCUCCCUUCCUGUUUUUGCUUUGUUUUUAAGGCCAUGAAAAAUUAGCAGUAUUCACUUGUCUGUAAAGUGAAGGGAUUAAAAGGGAGGAAGAGGCUGAGGGACGGGGGCUGGUGGUGGUGGUGCUGAAGGUAAGUGUGGGCAUCGGGCAACCAAAGACCUGGUUUUCAGGGAGGAGCAAGCUCACCUCUCCUCAGUUACCUUCUGCUGGGUGCACUUUAAAAGAGAAGCCAGGAUGGGCCGUCCAGCCCUUCUGCGGGCUGGGAGUGCGCCUUGGUCACCACCCUGUUCGCACAGCCUGGUGACAGCAGGCCUCAGGUUUGGGUGUUCAGAGCCAGGGUCCUGGGCUUGCUCAGCUAGUAGGGAGACCCCUGCAUUCCAGCUUUUAGAAACACACCUGCGUUCGGGCCUCAGCCAGUGGGAAACUAAUGCUGUCCAGGUGGGAGACACAUUUGGGGAAGUUUCAGGGAAGCCUUAGUCUUCCAUCCCCGUGACACGUGUUGGAGUUCACACUCUGGGUUUUUAAUGGGGUCUUUUGCUUUGGCAGCUGGGAAUAGAUAUGGUACUUUCCUUUGAGUUUUUUCAGUGGUUCUCAAUUUUGUGUGGCUGAUUCAUGCCCUUAAUCCAAAUAUAUAUAAACACGUAUGGUCUUUAUUAUUUUCCCCUGCAGUUUGCUUUCGUUAGCACUUCUAGUAUAAAAGGGAAGGUUUGGGCACGUUGAGGAGGGAGCGGAGAGGAGUGUGCAGAGAAGACAGGAGUAGAGAGUGAAGAGGGCUCCUGGGGGCUUGGGUGUGUUCCCUGCUCACAAAGGCAGGGCUGUGGCCAAGACCGGCCUUCGUUCCAGUCCAGUCAGCUUUUGUUUUUGUUGGAUUUUGUGAUUUCUUCUUAAGCAUAUGUUCGGGAUUUGUUUCAUGCCGCAAAUCAUGGGGCUGCAUUGGAUUGAUCCAGGAGUUCAGGGCCACCCACACCAGGAAGACCAGGGCAGGGGUCCGUCUUCUGGGAAUUUCUCAACCCCUUAGGACACUGGUCUCCUUGGGCUCCCCUGAGGAUGUGAGAAGUGGCAGUGGAAAGAAGGCAUAAGGAGUGGGUCUCUUGAGAAUUUGCUAAUAGGAAGGAGUGGCGACAAAUUGAAGGAAAGGAAAGAGGAAUCAUGGGUUUGGUGUGGGUUUUACAUGGGAAAGAGUCCCGCAGAGAGGCCAGCCAGAUCCUGACCUGGUCUGUUGGGGGCCCCGGGGAUGUUGGAUACUAAGAGGUUAGCAGAUCCCUUGCCCCUAGGAUGGGAGGCCGGAUGCCCUCAGGAGCUGGUGAAUCCAGCUGUUCUCACUAGCCUGGGGGUUAGCAAACUUGAGUGGGCGCGUCUGCCUGAUGCUCACAGAGUCAGCAGGUGGCAUGAGUUGGGAUGUGGGAGUGGGAUUAGAACAGAGUAGGGGAGGAAGCUGAUGGGCGGCCUCAGAAACGGCAGUCACCUGCUCUUGCAGCUGAGCAGGAGGGAACACUGGCUCUGUGAGGUUUGCCUCUGGUCUGUUUUCACCUGGGCAGAUGAGGGUUGCCCAGCUCCUCCCCUGUUAGUAGCCAAACCGACACCCGGCCCACAGCCAGGAGGCUCCAGGCGCUACUACACCGGCGAGUCUGAAUCCUGGCCCAGCCGCGUCCUGGUAGUCAGGAGGGCACAGCGUGGGCCCUUCUGUUACAAUGAGGGACUAAGUAACCGACAGAGGCCUCCAGGGACAUGUGGGGGCUGUGGAUCAGGGAGAAAUUAGCCCUCUUCUUGUGCUCUGGGUAGAGGGUGUUUAAUGCAUUAGCAGAUUUAAACCUAAAAGCUAAUUUUAGAUGUGAUUGUAACAGUUUUUGGAUGGUCACCAUGCCAAGGAAAUGACUGUGUUGUCCUGACAGAUCUACAGUGACUCUUAGAAGGCUGAGUGGGUUUUAGAUUGAGGAGAAGGGCCAUUCAGUGCUGUCAUCCUCCCAACCUUUCUUCCUCUGGGACUAGGACAGCCCCUCUAGGGCUGUGAUUCAGGCUGGGGAGACUGAGGCAUGCCUGCUGAGGAGCCUCAAGCUAGGGUGCCACGCCCUCCCCGGUCACUUUGAGCAAGCCCUUCCCUUCACUGACCCUGGGGACCUCCAGGUCCUGGCCUCCUGCUCUGUGUGUGUAUGAAAAGGCAAAGAGCAGGAGAGGCGGGACCAUGGGCCGGCCCACCUGCAUGGCAGGGCAGCUCGGAGGCCCUUCUGCCACACUCUGCUCUCCACCUGGAAAAAUAGGCUACUUUCUAGAAAGGUGUGUUUCUGAAAGCGUAAACCCUGGCGAAGCAUGAUGCCACAUGACUUUGAUGCUCCGACCCUGUGCUGUUAUUACCAUUGCAACUGUAACGGAGGGAUGUCUGCUCCGAGCCACCAGGACGGGCUGCCUGGGAAUGGCAUCCCAGGGCCACCCCUGCAGGAUCCAAGUGUUGUCAUCCCAGGAGCCCGAGCCUCCUGCUGGACCCUCUGCUCUGCUGUGCUGCACAGCUGUGUUUUGUGUGCAUGGUUUGGGGUCAUUGUCCGUGUGCCUUUUUCUUCCCCGUCUCCACUGUACAGGACUUUCCACGUUGCCACUGCCCCUUUUCUACACCCUCUCGUUUGCCCGGCCCUUCCCGAGCCCUGUAAAUGUGUACAUAGUGUUCCUCCCACUUUGUGUCCAGGUGCCUCCACCACGUAGGGCCUGCUCCCACCAGGCCUCCCCGCGCGCUCCCCACGAGGAUCAGGCUCUGCUGCCCCUCCCCUCCCUCAGUCAUGCAAACGCGGUCACUGUACAGAACUUUCCAUUGUGGUCUUAAGCUUAGGGGGCUUGGGCCCACUUGGUCCCUCAUCUAGCCUGCUGCUAGUUUAGACGCCGUGCCCACCAGGAAAGGGUGACUGUGUAAAGCAGCCUCCCACAAACCUCUCCCUGUGUUGGUGUCGAUAUUUAUAGAAAGCAGAGUGUACCUCCCGCACCUGGGCUUCAGCCCCGCAGGGGUGUCCCGGGUCUGCCAGCUCCGUGGGCCCGUUGGAGAUGCACCUCCAGCCCCAGAGGAAGCUCCGGCUGUGUGGCGCCCAGCACUUGGCGUCGGGCCUGGGUUCAAGCUGCUGCCAUCUGGUGUCUAGAACAGCUUCGGACAGGUGGGCAGAAGGUGCGGAGGCUUCUUGCUGCCGCCUGUGUCUGCCGUUAACAACUGCCAAGCUCUUCCUCGCCUGCUGAAGGUGCUCACACCGGGUGCCAUUAAAUACCCGACAGACGCCGGGACCACCAUCAGACCGUGCGCUGCUGCGGACUCGCUCGCAGCCCGCUGGCUCCCUUCAUCCCGCUUCCUUGGCUGGGUCUCGGGGGAGCCCAAAUGGAGUAAGCUGUGCUUGUGGCCUCAGGCCCCAGGGUUGGUUAGCUGGUUUUGACUCUCCGUGGAGUUCCACCUGAGCCUUUUGCCCCAGGAGCCUCCAUCUGGAAGCAGGCUUAGCUUUCGGGCUCAGGUGAGACCUCUGCCUCCAGGCCCCAGGGUGGGAGGAGGCCCCAAGGCUGUGUCCCAGGGUCCCGAGCUCUCCACCUCCUGCCUGCUUCCAGCCAAAAAGGGGCAGGCUCUCAGGGGAGGGCUCCUUUGGGAACCACUGUACAGACUGAGGUGUAAAUAAACAGUUUGCUUUUCUUGCCUGA
Miniopterus natalensis is the source of this 6108-nucleotide messenger RNA. RefSeq names its product RAB11 family interacting protein 4 (gene RAB11FIP4). The record is from RefSeq and is a predicted model, not a curated record. Gene Ontology annotation, cellular component: recycling endosome membrane; midbody; endocytic vesicle. Gene Ontology annotation, biological process: regulation of cytokinesis; endocytic recycling. NCBI's taxonomy places the organism in Eukaryota, Metazoa, Chordata, Mammalia, Chiroptera, Miniopteridae.